UCCGUAGCCAUUUUGGCUCAAGCCAUUUUGGCUCAAGUCGCUCAUUGGACCUCAGACGGCGGGAUCAAGUGACGGCCAGGUGUUCCCUCGCACCCAAUGUAUAUUGCGUAUUUCGCACGGGUGGUCUUUACAAUUGUGCCAUCAUGUUUAGCUGUCAGUCAGGUGCACGAGUUGGCAGACUUGUGCUCCUUAUCGUUAGAGGAGGUUCACGAAUGGGUUUCUAGUCUCAAAAGUCUGAAUGUGCUCCCAAGUGGCUCGCCUGAAAUUGUAUUUGAGGAGCCCGUCGCCAGUCUUAUGCAGCCUCCAGUCAAAGCGUUGAGUGAAAGUGGUUACCAUCACCUUGCAAAGAAACAGAAGAACCCCGAUCUCUUACGGAAGCCUAACGUGGAGACAGGGGUGACGAGGAAAGUGUUAGUAAUGAUCGAGAAUGGAAUCAUGCUUCCUUGGGGGCUGGUUGUCAAUAUGACGCAUCGGUUUGAGCUUGGAUAUUUUAAUGAGCUGCAAUGUCUUGAAUACGGACCGCGGUUAGGAAUUAAUCGGGGUACGUGCAGGAGUCGGCCUCCCGACAUGUUGUCGUACCUGAAACCUGCAAAGUCGGGCAUGCAGUUCAGGUGCAAUCAUGCUGGCAGCAUCGUCAGCGUUGCUGAAUCAAUGUACCACGACUUUCACCAUUUUGUUGUAUACACUUUACCGCGAUUGCUAUGGCCAGCAGUCCAGGAGAUACAGUACCCUGCUGAAGUGCUCUGGAGAUUCAGACGUGAGCCAUACCUCAAACAUUGGUUGGAUGCACUUGGCCUGUCAUGGAGGAGCUUCAUUACGUUCUAUGGGGACGCGGGCUUGCUCUUCAAUACGUUAUACAUGCCGCUCUGGCUAGGCUUCGACCACGAACUUACAGACGAUUGCCCCGCGUUCGUGCCUGAGCAAGAUUUGCGCACAUUGCAGCGUUCUGUCCCAGAUCGUGUUGUUCAGGUUGCGACAGAUUCAUCACCGUACUUCUUAUUACUGGACCGCCACGAAACAUCUCGACGAAAAUUGAAACAGUGGGUUCAAGUCUUGAAUAUUGCAAUGGACGCAGUGAAUGCUCAUCCGGCAAGCGACAUGCAGGUCGCAAAUCUUCGGAGUGCCCCUCAAGAUGAUAAGCAAGCCUAUGAGUUGACCAUUGCGAAGAGAGCUCCACAGAAGGGCGAGUCGAUCAAUCCAGGGAAACAUGUUGAGUUUCCGGGGUAUGUGUGCAUGAGGUCAUAUUAUUGUUCAUGUCCGCGGGAAUACAUGUUGAGUUUCCGGGGUAUGAGUGCAGCGUAGACCGUAGCCCGCCCAAAUCCUGCAAGACGUCUAUGUUUUGGAAUGUCGGACCCGAGCUGCAGUGGAGACUUCGUAGUAACUUACUUCAUAAUAUGAUCAACUGAUUCGGAAAUGAAGCAUCGGAGACCGCAACACGGAAUUGCUCAGGCAUUCAAGAGGCCAUGUUUUUCAUACACAC
Molecule: messenger RNA, 1480 nt
Organism: Prorocentrum cordatum
Lineage: Eukaryota; Dinophyceae; Prorocentrales; Prorocentraceae
Source: the annotation of a GenBank genome assembly